Messenger RNA from Rattus rattus (black rat), 1839 nucleotides. RefSeq names its product MOB kinase activator 3B (gene Mob3b). Lineage: Eukaryota; Metazoa; Chordata; Mammalia; Rodentia; Muridae. Gene Ontology annotation, cellular component: nucleus; cytoplasm. The transcript is spliced from 5 exons. Gene Ontology annotation, biological process: positive regulation of protein phosphorylation; signal transduction. Bases 495 to 1145 code for a protein of 216 amino acids. The record is from RefSeq and is a predicted model, not a curated record. Gene Ontology annotation, molecular function: protein kinase activator activity.
AAAGGUCACCCUUAUGGUUAAGUCCCACAGUCAUGCCCAGGGCAAGUAAGUACUUCAGAUAGACUGUGCGCUUGGAACUCAUUGAGUGGGACCUGAGGGGGCCCCUACCUGGAAAUGAGGUACCUACGGAAAAAGUCUGAGGAAGCUCUGGAUCCUGAGGUUUGAGAGUACAGUCUUAGAGCUGAGUAUCAGCCCAGACUUCUGACCGAAUGUUGCAACAUGAAGAUGUGUCAGCUGUUUACACCAGCCUGGAAAACAGCACGUCCAGCAACCCUGGUGAUCUUGUAAGAGGAAGGAACAUGAAGUUCCCUUGGAGAUCAUUCAAGAGGACGAUGGAGGGAGGCAUUUAGAGUAAACCGAGUUAAAAACCACAGGCUGCCACCCUGGGGCCUGAGGGCUGGCAGUGGAAACGCCUGCUGGGCUGUGACCUCUCACUGAAAAGUCCCAAGUGCCUUUUUGCUUCCUGCAAAAGGAAGGAAGCCAAGGAAGAGACCAUGUCCAUAGCCCUGAAGCAAGUGUUCAACAAGGACAAGACCUUCCGGCCCAAGAGGAAGUUCGAACCCGGCACACAGAGAUUCGAGCUGCACAAACGGGCUCAGGCAUCGCUCAACUCGGGUGUGGACCUGAGGGCAGCUGUACAGUUACCGAGCGGGGAGGACCAGAACGACUGGGUGGCUGUGCACGUGGUGGACUUCUUCAAUCGCAUCAACCUCAUUUACGGCACGAUCUGUGAGUUCUGCACUGAGCGGACCUGCCCUGUGAUGUCGGGGGGCCCCAAAUACGAGUAUCGGUGGCAGGAUGACCUCAAGUAUAAGAAGCCAACCGCACUGCCCGCUCCCCAGUACAUGAACCUGCUUAUGGAUUGGAUUGAAGUCCAGAUAAACAAUGAGGACAUAUUUCCAACAUGUGUCGGCGUUCCCUUCCCAAAGAACUUCCUCCAGAUCUGCAAGAAGAUCCUGUGCCGUCUUUUUCGGGUGUUCGUCCACGUCUACAUCCACCACUUUGACCGCGUCAUUGUGAUGGGUGCAGAGGCUCACGUCAAUACCUGCUACAAACACUUCUAUUACUUCGUCACAGAGAUGAACCUCAUAGACCGCAAGGAGCUGGAGCCCUUGAAAGAGAUGACAACCAGGAUGUGUCACUAACACUCCACCCCAUCUUCUGGAAGGAAGGAACACUGUUUCUCCCAGGAGUCCCCAUGGGACAGAAAGUGGUCCUCUGUGACUGAAAUGAUCCCGGAGCAGGAAAGCUGCAGCCCCACAAGGACUUCUGAAAGACGUUCCUUACCCACUUCACGUGCUCUUAACCCUCUAAGUGCUGCUAGCCAGGACCUGUGGGCCAUAUAGACCACAGCAUGAAGGACCAGCCUUAACCCCUUGGGCCAAGGGCAGUGCAGGAGAGGUUGCUGCACGUCCGCCCACAUCACACUUCUGCCCGUGACCGGUCCUCUAGGCUUUACUGGAAUUCAGGUUUUGAGACUGAGGGGUUUUGUUGUGGUGGUUCUUUUCCAUUUAUGUCUUGUCAGACUUCUGGACUAACUUCUCUGUCACUUAUUUUUCUAAGUUCUAGGCAAACGCGGGGCUACCAUAUAGACAGUACAUUUUCCUGUCCCAUCUCUCCUCGACUCCCUGCAGGCUCCAUAACCUUAUAUGGAGCUUGGAGCUGGGGAAAGCCCACAGUUCUUCUGGUAGCAUCCAUGCCAUUUCCCUCAUGGGCAGUUUCACCAGAAACCACUGACUCGAUGGGUAACAUGAUCUGUGUCCCCGGACAGGCCAUUCACGUGCUAACCUUUGGGAAGAGUCUGGUGACUGGAAAUAAAGCUGGUGUGUUAUCAAUUUA